This is a messenger RNA of Homarus americanus (American lobster), 1294 nucleotides long. RefSeq names its product nucleolin-like. Gene Ontology annotation, cellular component: chitin-based extracellular matrix. Bases 118 to 819 code for a protein of 233 amino acids. The transcript has 4 exons. Lineage: Eukaryota; Metazoa; Arthropoda; Malacostraca; Decapoda; Nephropidae. The record is from RefSeq and is a predicted model, not a curated record. Gene Ontology annotation, molecular function: structural constituent of chitin-based larval cuticle.
CCGGCCGCUCCGUCACCUGUAGAGUUGUCAUCUUAAGAGGACUACGAGAGGUUGUGCACGGUCUACAGCUGUGGUCUGGAGGCUCUUCUACUUCCCUACACUUACAAGAUUUCAACGAUGGUGUGUGUAGUGAUCCGUGCUGCGCUUAUGGUGGUGGUGGCGACGCUCCUGGUGGGGAGGUCGUCAGCUGGUGUCCUUCCUGUGUCACACUCGGAGUAUCAGGACUUGCCGCGACUCUCCACCUUCCAGGAUGUCCACCACCAAGUGUCCCACAACCCUGACGGCACCUACCACUUCUCCUUCUCCCUCCCUCAGCAGUCCAGGGCGGAGGAGAGGGACGCCGACGGCAAGGUCACUGGCUCCUUCGCCUUCGUGGACCCUAUCGGUAAGGAAGUGUCUGUUCGCUAUGACGCUGAUGACGAAGGCUUCCGUCCAGAGAGCGAUGCCCUCCCUCAGGCUCCUGAAGACACCGAGGACGUCGCCAGGGCCAAGGAGGAGUUCUUGAGGUACUACGAGCAGACGGCCAAGUUCCUGAAGGAAUUAGCAUCUGACGAAGACGAGGAAUCCUCAGAGGAAUCCGACGAAGAUGACGAUGAUGAAGAUUCAAGUUCAGAAGAAGAUGAUAGUGAUGAAAGUGAUGAAAGUGAUGAAAGUGAUGAAAGUGAUGAAAGUGAUGAAAGUGAUGAAGAGGAAGAAGGAGGAAGAGAGAGGAUUGAUGCCCCGGUAGCAGUGCCCCAACAACUGGCAACCAACAGUGUGUUUUUCCCUUACAAUGCUGAUACUUUCUUCGGCAACCGAGUGUUCACCAAUACCCAGUAGAGACCCUUGGUGUGUGUCUCUCUCUCCGGGUAGCUGAGUCUCUCUGUCUCUUAGUCUCUCUCUAUGGGUAGUAAGAGGGUCUUUAUUGUCUCUCCAGGUAGUUGUUGUCUCUCUGUCUCUAUCAACAAGGAGGCUUUUGAGAUCUCUUAAUAUCUCUCUCCACUCAACAAUUAUCUCUCAGUCUCUCUUCUAAAUCCCCAACCUAUCAGACAGACACAGACAGAGAUACACAGACAGAUAUAUCUCCAUUCUUAUGCUCAAAUAGCUUACACCAUUUAGCUAUAAACCUACAGUCCGCUUUACUUCAAUAUUUUCCCAUAUCAUUCUAUACAAUAAGUCUUUUUUACAUAUAUAUUUUUUACAAUAGAUAAUCUUUUUAUACUGUGUUGAUGUUGUGCCAUAGUUAUUUAUUUUAUAUAUGUGUGUUAACUUUUAAUUACUCCGUUGUCUUAUGAAUAAAAUGGUCCAUAUUAUU